Molecule: messenger RNA, 5836 nt
Organism: Alosa sapidissima (American shad)
Lineage: Eukaryota; Metazoa; Chordata; Actinopteri; Clupeiformes; Clupeidae
Gene: si
Product: sucrase-isomaltase (alpha-glucosidase)
Biological process (GO): carbohydrate metabolic process
Molecular function (GO): carbohydrate binding; alpha-1,4-glucosidase activity
Source: RefSeq, a predicted model, not a curated record
CAGAGGAGCAACACCUGAGUCAAGACUGUGCACUUUACUUUGACCUUGAAUGACAAACAUUGUGGAGGGAUACUGAUAUAGGACAGAAAGAUGGGGAAGGGGAAGGGGAAGAGGAAGUUCUCCCAGCUGGAGAUGAUGCUCAUCGUCUUGUUCCUCAUGGUGACCGUGGUCGCCGUGGUGAUGGUGGUGCUGUUUGCCACGGGCGAGCCUGGGGUCAUCUCAGAGGGCGGUGGGCCUGAGACGCCGGGGGUGGUGCCGCAGUGCCGGAACAUGCCGCUGGCGGAGCGGGUGGACUGCUUCCCUGACUCCGGUGCCUCUCAGAGAAAGUGUCUGGAGCGUGGGUGCUGCUGGUAUCCUAUCGAUGAGACCAAUGUACCCUGGUGCUACUUUUCGGAAAACCACGGAUACAAUGUGACCAGUGACCACCAGCCAAGCAGCACAAAGAUGGACGCCGUCCUGAAGAGAAACACAGCUCCCUCCCUCUUUGGUGCCGACAUCGAGGAACUGUCCUUCCACGCUGACAUGCAGACAGAGAACCGACUCCGCUUUAAGAUUACAGAUGCCCACAAAGCCCGGUUUGAAGUGCCCCAUGAGCACGUGAAGCCUCCCGCCAAUCCCCCGACAGGCGUCCUUCAGUAUGAGCUGGAGCUCGUCAAGCAGCCAUUUGGCAUCAGAGUUCGCAGGGCAUCCACUAAAAAAGUCUUGUUUGACACCACUAUGGGGCCACUAGUGUUUGCUGAUCAGUACCUCCAGAUCUCUGCCAGGCUCCCCUCUCACAACAUCUACGGCCUGGGGGAGCACGUGCACCAGCAGUUCCGCCAUGACACCAACUGGAGGACCUGGCCCAUCUUUACAAGAGACGCUUUCCCCAAUGGAGGAACUCACAACCUCUAUGGGCAUUACCCCUUCUUCCUCUGCCUGGAGGAUGAGAGCGGCAAGUCCUUUGGAGUCUUCCUGAUGAACAGCAAUGCAAUGGAGGUGACCAUCCAGCCUGCUCCAGCGGUCACCUACCGGACCAUCGGAGGGGUGCUGGACUUCUACAUCCUCCUAGGGGACACCCCAGAGGCCGUAGUGCAGGAGUUCACAGAGUUGGUUGGCAGGCCGACUAUCCCCCCCUACUGGGCUUUCGGGUUCCAACUUUCCCGCUGGGACUACGGAAGUCUGGAUGAGGUGAAGAGGACAGUGGAGAGGAAUCGUGACGUUGAUCUGCCCUAUGAUACCCAGUACACUGACAUUGACUACAUGGAGGACAAAAAGGACUUCACGUACGACCUUGUGAAGUUCAAGGACCUUCCCCAGUUUGCCGACUACAUGCACGAGAAGGGCCAAAAGUACAUUCUGAUUCUGGACCCUGCCAUUGCCAUCAGUCCCAGGCAAAACGGGCCAUACCAUUCCUAUGACAGGGGGACUGCGACCAACUCCUGGGUCACAGAGGCUGACGGCAAGACACCCCUUGUUGGAGAGGUUUGGCCAGGGUUGACAGUCUUCCCUGACUACACAAACCCAAAUUGCAUCCAGUGGUGGGUUGAUGAGAUCGAGAGGUUCUACAAGGAGGUGAAGCAUGAUGCAAUCUGGAUUGAUAUGAAUGAAGUAGCCAGCUUUAUUAAGGGGUCGUCCAACGGCUGUCCUGUCAACACCUUGAACUACCCACCCUAUACUCCAAACAUCUUGGAUAAGCAAAUGUACAGCAAGACCUUGUGUAUGGAUGCCAAGCAGACCUGGGGAAACCAUUACGACGUGCACAGCCUGUACGGCUACUCCAUGACCCUGGCCACUGAUGAGGCCGUGAGGAAAGUGUUUGGCAGCCAGCGCUCCUUCAUCCUCACGCGCUCCUCCUUCCCCGGAGUGGGCAAGUUCUCAGGCCACUGGCUGGGCGACAACGCCGCAAACUGGAACGACAUCAAGUGGGCCAUACCGGGAAUGCUGGAGUUCAACCUCUUUGGAAUCCCUUACAUUGGAGCGGACAUCUGCGGUUUCUUUGACGACUCGUCCGAGGAGCUGUGUCGCCGCUGGAUGCAGGUCGGAGCAUUCUACCCCUUCAGCAGGAACCAUAACGCACAGGGCUACCGGCCCCAAGAUCCAGCGUAUUACGGAGCCAACUCCCUCCUGGUGCAGACCUCCAAGCACUACCUGAACAUCCGCUACACGCUGCUGCCCUACCUCUACACGCUGUUCUACAGGGCGCACGUCUACGGGGACACGGUGGUGCGGCCCAUGAUGCACGAGUUCUAUUCUGAUAGCAUCACUUGGACUGUGGACCGCCAGUUCCUGUGGGGGGCCCACCUGCUCAUCACACCUGUGCUGGAUCCUGGUGUGGAGUAUGUGAGGGCCUACAUCCCUAAUGCUGUGUGGUACAACUAUGAGACGGAGGAGAAGCUCACCGACCGUCAAACGCACGUUAAUAUGUACCUUCCCGCCGACAAGCUUGGCCUGCACAUCCGCGGUGGCGCCAUUCUCCCGACGCAGAGGCCGAAUGUCACCACCACCUACAGUCGGCGCUCUCCCAUGGGCCUGAUCAUCGCUCUCGAUGACAACAAAAGAGCAUCAGGCGAGCUAUUCUGGGACGAUGGAGAUUCUCGAGAUACUGUUGCUUCUGGGGCCUAUGUUCACUGCCAGUUUUCAGUGGACCAGGGUGUUCUGACCAUAAGAGUCAUGCACAAUGGCUACACAGACCCAAAUGACCUGAAGUUUGAGGACAUCACCAUUUUGGGUGUGAGCGGCCCACCUACAUCUGUGACCGUGACCCAAAACAGCACCUCCACCACACUGCCCGCAACUAGCGUUGUACACGAUGCCAUGAAAGGGGUGCUGCGCCUCAAGGGGCUGGGGAUGAAGAUGGGGAUGGAUUACAUUGUCAUGUGGAAUGAGGUGAACGCCGACUUGGAGCGCUUCGACUGCCACCCUGAGGAAGGCAGCGACGAAGCAAAAUGCAAAGCCAGAGGCUGUAUCUGGCAGGUGUCACAUCUUGACGGUGUCCCCUGGUGCUACUUCCCCCAAGACUAUGGCUACAUCGCCAGCACUGUUACUGAGGGCCUAAGCGGAUGGACUUUUGACAUUGAGAGGAACAUCAAGUACCCGAGCCCUCGAUCAGUCUCGCGUGAGAUAAACAAACUCCGUGUGGAAAUCUCAUACCUCUCUGGGCACUCCCUGCGCUUUAAGAUAUAUGAUCCGGCUAUGAAGCGUUACGAGGUGCCUGUCCCACUGGAUCUGCCCACCACACCUGAGACGGACCCAGCCAAGAGACUGUAUGAGGUGCAGGUCCAGCAGCAGCCCUUCGGCAUCAAGGUGGUCAGGAAUAGCACCGGAACCAUCAUAUGGGACUCGGCCUUGCCCGGCUUCACCUUCACAGACCUCUUCAUCCAGGUGUCCACCCGUCUCGCCUCGGAGUACAUCUACGGUUUCGGCGAGACGGAGCACCCGACCUACCGCCACGACCUGAACUGGCACACCUGGGGCAUGUUCGCCAAGGACCAGCCCCCCGGGUAUAAGAUGAACACCUAUGGUGUUCACCCCUUCUACAUGGGCCUGGAGAGAACCGCACACGCUCACGGAGUCCUGCUGCUCAACAGCAAUGCCAUGGAUGUGACCUUCCAGCCCACUCCAGCGCUCACCUACCGCACCCUCGGGGGCAUCCUAGACUUCUACGUGCUGAUGGGACCCACACCUGAGCUGGUGGUGCAGGAGUACACAUUGAUGAUUGGUCGCCCUGUCCUUCCGGCCUAUUGGUCCCUUGGAUUCCAGCUGUGUCGCUAUGGAUAUGCCAAUGACUCGGAGAUUGCAGAUUUAUACAGAGACAUGAAAGCAGCUGGAAUUCCUUAUGACGUCCAGUACGCAGACAUUGACUACAUGGAGAGACAGCUGGACUUCGUCUUGGACAAGGAGUUCCAGGGCCUGCCUGCACUAGUGGACCAGAUGAGAAAAGAGGGCAUGCGGUUCAUUUUCAUUCUGGAUCCUGCCAUCGCUGGCAAUGAGACGCGGGGGUCGUAUCCUGCGUUUGACCGGGGUUUGGAACAGGACGUGUUCAUCAAAUGGCCUGCAGAACUCAGCAGCGAGAUCGUCUGGGGAAAGGUGUGGCCUGACUUCCCCAAUGUCACUGUUGAUGAGAGCCUGGACUGGGACACGCAGGUGGAGAUGUACAGGGCCUACGCUGCCUUCCCUGACUUCUUCCGCAACGUCACAGCUGAGUGGUGGCACCGGGAGAUCCUCGACUUCUACACCAACACAAUGAAGUUUGAUGGCCUGUGGAUUGACAUGAACGAGCCCGCAAGUUUCGUCCACGGCACCGUUGGGGAGAACUGUCUGGGUCCACAGAUCUACGACCACCCUCCAUACAUGCCACCUCUGGAGUCCAAGCACAUGGGCCUGAACCAUAAGACUCUGUGCAUGAACAGCCAGCAGUUCCUGAGUGAUGGAACCCCAGUCAAGCACUACGACGUCCACAAUCUUUACGGCUGGUCUCACACCAAGCCCACAUAUGAUGCCCUGCUGAAUGUGACUGGGAAGAGGGGGAUCGUGGUGACCCGGUCCACAUACCCUACCAGUGGCCGCUGGGCAGGACACUGGCUCGGGGACAAUGCUGCCGCCUGGGACCAGCUGUACAAAUCCAUCAUAGGAAUGAUGGAGUUCAGCUUGUUUGGCAUCCCUUAUACGGGUGCGGACAUCUGCGGGUUCUUCAACCACCCCUCGCGCGAGAUGUGCCUCCGUUGGAUGCAACUGGGAGCGUUCUACCCCUACUCCAGGAACCACAACGGCAAAGGGUCCCCGAGACAAGACCCAGUGGCCUGGGAUCCAGAGUUUGCCGUGGCGUCACGGGAUGUGCUGAACAUUCGCUACACGCUGCUGCCCUAUCUCUACACGCUGAUGUUCGAGGCCCACGUCUUUGGAAGCACGGUGGUGCGACCCCUCCUGCACGAGUUUGUCAGCGAUAGGGAGACGUGGGAUAUCCACCGGCAGUUCCUCUGGGGGCCAGCACUGCUCAUCACGCCCGCACUUGAUGAAGGUGUCACGGAAGUUAGUGGUUACCUGCCAGAUGCCAGAUGGUACGAUUAUCACACGGCCGAGCCGGUCGCGAGCCGCGGAGUGACCGUGAAGAUGCCCACGCCACUGGACCACAUCAACCUGCAUGUGAGGGGCGGCUAUAUCCUGCCAUGGCAGAAACCCGAGCCCAACACACUCAGCAGUCGCAAGAACCCCAUGGGACUCAUCGUUGCCCUUGGUGAUGACGGAUCGGCGCAAGGCUCUUUGUUCUGGGAUGACGGCGAGGGCAUCGAUACUUUUGAAAAGAACCAGCACCUCUGGAUGUCCUUCACAGCAAACAAGAACACAUUACGUAAUGAAGUCAGCCAUAAUGGUAUGGCUGUUGGGGACCAGCUGCUUCUGGGAAAUGUGAAGGUGUGGGGUGCCGGGCGGCUGGCCAUCACCAAGGUCACUCUCCGCAGAACAGGCUCUGCUGAUGUCACCCUGACCUUCACACAUAACCAGCGAACAGAGGAGCUUAUUGUGAACACAGAAGGGCAAGCUCAUCCACUGCACCAGCCUUUUACUAUUCUAUGGAGCACUGGUGUUUAACACGCACGGGCCGAAACACUCCUCAUACUGAAGUUGGAAGAUGGAAAGGAAAGCUCUGAAAUCACUGUGCCAGUGAGACAAAUAUUGCACUGCAAAAAGUUAACUUGGAAAUGCUCUGGUGUUUCAGAAUUCCGCUGGGGUAUUUAUGAGCUGUGUUGAUAGCGGGAUAAAUGUUGUAUUUGAUUGCAGAUGUACGUGAGAGAAGGUUGUGUAAUUCAACUUAAUGUUUGAAAAAAAUGUUUGUAAUAAAAUCAUUUGCUUUUGAAAA